UUUGCCACACUACCAACCCAAUAAGCGGUUUCCACUGUAGCAAAAGCAGUAUUCUGGUGGGUUUUGAGAUGGCAGACAGCUUAUCGGAACUGUUCGACCACCCAGAGUUCUGUACCAUCAACUUGGCUGCUGCCCAUUCCCCUGAAAACUUCUUUGCCAUCAUCAGCACUGUCGAAAAUGCUCUGUUCAAUGAUACAGUUGAUGCAACAGGAUUGGUUCCACAGAUAUCGAUUCCAUCGAGCACCCAACAUGAGUUUGAGAUCGACGUCCAAAACCCAACUUCUUGCAAGAGGCGGAAGCUGUGUGUUGCGACUUCUUCAGAAGUAGCAGCCCUGGACGGACCGCAACGGAUGUCGCACAUUACAGUGGAGAGGAACCGAAGGAAGCAAAUGAACCAGAAUCUGUCGGUCUUGCGCUCUCUGAUGCCUUGUUUUUAUGUAAAGAGAGGAGAUCAAGCAUCAACGAUCGAAGGAGUUGUGAAUUUCAUCAAAGAGUUACAACACGUUCUACAAUUCCUCGAAGCAAAGAAACGAAAGAAAACAUACAAUGAAGUUCUUAGCCCAAGAUCCAUACCAUUAAGCCCAAGGCCCCCACAACUGAGCUCUAGAGCAAGCUUACCCAUAAGUCCAAGGACCCCACAACCAACUAGAAAUUAUGACCCUAGGAUGCAUCAACCUUCUCUCUCCCCCACCAUGGUUACUUCACAUGAACCUUUCUUCUUUGAAAAUGCUGUAGGACUCAGUGCAAACUCGAAAUCGCUGGUUGCCAAUGUGGAAGUGAAGUUUUCUGCAGGUUCGAAUGUCCUUCUAAAGACCAUGUCGCAUAGGAUUCCUGGCCAGGUCCUGAAGAUAAUCACCGCCCUUGAAGGCUUGUCCCUCGAGAUACUCCAUGCAAGCAUCAGAACGGUUGAUGAUACCAUGCUCAAUUCAUUCACCAUCAAGAUUGGUAUUGAAUGUGAACUAAGUGCGGAGGACCUGGCCCAAGAAAUUCAACGAACGUUCUGCUAAAACAAUUGAUGUGAUGACCUUUUUCUCUCUCAGCUACAUUUUCAUUAGCCAAAUCAACGGCCUAAAUCACUUCCUAUAUGGGCCAUCCCUUGUGCUAACUGUAACCUGUUGUUCUGCACUUGCAAGCUUUAAUUUCAUGUACAAUCUCUCUCUCUCUCUCUCUCUCUCUCAUUGCAUUUCUGCACGUUCGUUUAUAUGGGGUUUGCAUUGACAAGUGAUGUGUACGUUCAC
Molecule: messenger RNA, 1238 nt
Organism: Magnolia sinica
Lineage: Eukaryota; Viridiplantae; Streptophyta; Magnoliopsida; Magnoliales; Magnoliaceae
Product: transcription factor SPEECHLESS-like
Exons: 3
Coding region: 69-1007 (312 amino acids)
Biological process (GO): guard cell differentiation; positive regulation of DNA-templated transcription; stomatal complex development
Cellular component (GO): nucleus
Molecular function (GO): DNA-binding transcription factor activity; protein dimerization activity
Source: RefSeq, a predicted model, not a curated record